UGUAAAUGUUUGAUAUAUUUGUACUACUCCCACAGGAAAGAUGCUUGCAGGAAUUGCCGAAUUGGAAAAAUAUAUAAUUGAAGACAAGGGAAAGCCAAAAGACAAGAGACAAAGGCUCGUAAUUGUUGGCACGUACGAUGGACUCAGGGAAGCCUCUGAAACUGUACUUCAUUCAUUACCUAGCAGCUGGUCAUAUGAUCCCUCUAUGCGACAUAGCAACACUCUUCGCUUCUCGUGGCCACCACGUCACCAUCAUCACUACUCCCUCCAACGCUCAAAUCAUUCACAAAUCCUUACCUUCCAAUCACAACCUCCGCCUUCACACCGUUCAAUUCCCCUCCCAAGAGGUUGGCCUCCCCGACGGCAUCGAAAACCUCUCCGCCACCGUCGACCUCAACAACCUCGCCAAGGUCUACCAGGCCACCACGCUCCUCCGAUCACCCAUCGAGCACUUCGUGGAGCACAACCCACCCGACUGCAUCGUCGCUGACUUUUUGUUCCCAUGGGUGGAAGACCUUGCAAACAAGCUUGGCAUCCCCAGGCUCGCCUUCAACGGAUUCUCCCUCUUUGCCAUCUGCGCCAUAAACUCCGUGACGCCACACUCAAUCGAUGCUUCCGGUUCCUUAGUCAUUUCGGGUCUUCCUCACCCGAUAACCAUUAACACAACACCGCCAAAGGAGUUGAGGGAAUUCCUGGACUCGAUGCUGGAGACAGAGCUCAAAAGCUUUGGGCUCAUCGUCAACAACUUCGUGGAGCUCGACGGAGAAGAGUACGUCCACCACUACGAGAAAACCACGGGUCACAAGGCAUGGCAUCUUGGUCCAGCCUCUCUUAUUCUCAGAACAGCGGAAGAGCAAGCAAAGAGGGGUCAAGAGAGCGUGUUGAGCGUGCAUGAAUGCCUGAGUUGGCUUAACUCGAAGCGAUCCAACUCGGUGCUCUAUAUAUGCUUCGGGAGCCUUUGCCAUUUCCCAGAUAGCCAACUGUACGAGAUGGCAUGUGGGAUAGAAGCUUCGGGUCACGAAUUCAUAUGGGUGGUACCUGAGAAAAAAGGGAAGGACGAUGAGAGCGAGGAGGAGAAGGAAAAGUGGCUGCCAAAGGGUUUUGAAGAAAGGAAUGGGAAGAAAGGGAUGAUCAUUAGAGGGUGGGCCCCGCAGGUGCUGAUACUGGACCACCCCGCCGUGGGUGCAUUCCUGACGCAUUGUGGGUGGAACUCCACCGUGGAGGCUGUCAGCGCAGGGGUUCCGAUGAUCACGUGGCCAGUGCAUGGCGAACAAUUCUACAACGAGAAGCUGAUAACACGGGUGAGGGGGAUUGGGGUGGAGGUGGGUGCAGAGGAGUGGAGAAAUAUUGGUUUUGGGGAGAUAGAGAAGGUGGUGAGCAGAGAUAGAAUAGAGAAUGCUGUGAAGAGGUUGAUGGACGGUGGUGAUGAAGCUCAGAAAAUCAGAAGGCGUGCUCACGAGUUUGGGAAGAAGGCUAGAGAAGCUGUUCAGGAAGGUGGUUCAUCCCACAACAAUUUAACUGCCCUCAUUAAUGAUCUUAAGCGCUUGAGAGACUAUAAGCUUCUUUAUUAACAGCCCUUCAAAUUUAGUAUAUUAUCUUACUUUCUGGUUAAAAACGAGGCAUUUGAGAUAAAAAGGAGAACGAAUAUGUAUAAUUAUCAAAUUGCUACAGUUUCAAUCAUCCACCUUGGUAGGUAUCUUGUUGAACAAAAAUGGUGAUAUUGUUUAUCCAUUGAUAAAAAAUCUCGAUAUUUUUGAGAAGUAUC
Messenger RNA from Gastrolobium bilobum, 1765 nucleotides. Its product is annotated as probable UDP-glucosyl transferase 73B6. The record is from RefSeq and is a predicted model, not a curated record. Gene Ontology annotation, molecular function: UDP-glycosyltransferase activity. The transcript has a single exon. NCBI's taxonomy places the organism in Eukaryota, Viridiplantae, Streptophyta, Magnoliopsida, Fabales, Fabaceae. The coding region runs from base 138 to 1571 and encodes 477 amino acids.